Molecule: messenger RNA, 2889 nt
Organism: Dendroctonus ponderosae (mountain pine beetle)
Lineage: Eukaryota; Metazoa; Arthropoda; Insecta; Coleoptera; Curculionidae
Product: nuclear cap-binding protein subunit 1
Exons: 14
Coding region: 110-2494 (794 amino acids)
Biological process (GO): nuclear-transcribed mRNA catabolic process, nonsense-mediated decay; mRNA export from nucleus
Cellular component (GO): nucleus; nuclear cap binding complex
Molecular function (GO): mRNA binding; protein binding; RNA cap binding
Source: RefSeq, a predicted model, not a curated record
CUCAUUACGCACGUCCCAAUCUAUAACCUCUGUGAUUUGUGUUUACAGGUUAGAUGCAAAUAAAGCUUCUACCCAGAAAAUCUGAAUUAAAAAAAUAAUUGGUUGAAAAAUGAGUAGACGAAGGCCCCAUGAAGAGGACGAUGGUUAUGAUCGUGCCUAUAGGAAACGGCGUAGAGUUUCCGAAAAUCAAGAAAUUGAAGAUCGUUUGGAGUCUCUAAUUUUGUGUGUUGGAGAAAAGAGUACAUCGUCAUUAGAGUCCAAUUUGGAGGGAUUAGCUAGUGUUCUUGAAGCGGAUUUAAGUACCUACAGAGCGAAAAUUCUGCGAAUUUUAACCGACUGUGCAAUUCGAAUGCCAGAAAAAUGUACUAUUUAUACUACGUUGGUUGGGCUCCUUAACGCAAAAAAUUUCAAUUUUGGAGGAGAGUUUGUCGAAUUCAUGGUAAAAACGUUUAAAGAAGCUCUUAAAGCGUGUAAAUGGGACCCCGCUCGUUUUUUGCUCAGAUUUUUAGCUGAUCUGGUAAAUUGUCAUGUUAUCAGUGCCACAUCUUUGCUGCAAUUGUUGGAUAAUAUGAUUGACGCCGCUAAUGAAGACAGUGUUCCUCAGGUCCGCAGAGAUUGGUAUGUUUUCGCGAUUCUAUCCACUCUCCCAUGGGUUGGUAGAGAAUUGUAUGAGAAGAAAGAACAACCCCUUGAACAUUUACUGGUACAAAUCGAAGUAUUUCUGAACAAAAGACCAAAAAAGCACCAUAAUGCUUUAAAAGUUUGGGCUGUUGAUACCCCACACCCACAAGAAGAAUAUUUAGAUUGCCUCUGGGCGCAAAUUAGAAAGUUGAGACAAGAUAAUUGGGCAGAAAAACAUAUUGCGCGCCCAUACUUGGCAUUUGAUUCAAUUUUAUGUGAGGCCUUACAACACAACUUGCCCAGCAUUUUGCCGCCACCUCAUCAUGAUUCUUACAAAUAUCCGAUGCCAUGGGUGGUUUUCCGGCUUUUUGAUUACACUGACUGCCCUGAAGGCCCAAUCUUACCAGGGGCCCAUUCUAUUGAGAGAUUUUUAAUUGAAGAGCAUCUGCAUUCGAUCAUUGAAAUGUAUCAUCUCGAACGCAAAGACUGUGCUACCCAUUUAUUAAACUUUCCAUAUAAACUUAAAAUCCCAUUGGAAUAUUGCAUAGUUGAGGUCAUAUUUGCGGAGCUGUUUCAUAUGCCGUCUCCACGAUAUCUCGAUAUAUGUUAUGGAUCAAUUCUGAUAGAACUAUGCAAGCUUCAACCCAGCACUAUGCCCCAAGUUUUAGCUCUCGCCACUGAAAUGCUUUUCCACAGAAUCGACUCGAUGAAUGUUUCCUGCUUUGACAGGUUUGUCUGUUGGUUUUCUUACCAUCUAAGCAACUUUCAGUUUAGAUGGAGGUGGGAUGAUUGGGACGUGUGUUUGAGUUUGGAUUCGGAACAUCCGAAACCUAAAUUUGUUAGAGAAGUGAUGCUUAAAAGUAUGAGGUUGUCUUAUCAUCAGAGAAUCAGAGAAAUUCUCCCAGAAACCUUUGCGGGCUUUAUACCGCAGAAGCCAGAACCCGAAUAUAAAUAUGCCAAGGAAGCAGAAGCUGUGACUCUACCUGGAACAGCUGCAGCUCAUCAGUUGGUUGUAACAAUUCGGCAGAAGUGUACCCCCGAAGAGGUUCUUGCAGUUCUCAAAGAUCUUCCAAACCCUCGAUCCGAAGAGGAAGUUGACGGUAGAUUUAAUCCGUUGAAAAUUGAUGUUUUUGUGCAAACAUUAUUGAAUUUGGGGUCUAAAAGUUUUUCUCAUAGCUUUGCGGCUAUUUCGAAAUUUCACUAUGUCUUCAAGAUUUUAGCAGAAUCCGAAGAAGCUCAAAUAUGCAUUCUGAGAAAUAUGUUCGAGUUGUGGCACAACCACCAACAAAUGAUGGUGGUAUUGGUUGACAAAAUGCUAAAAACGCAAAUUGUGGAGUGUUCAGCAGUAGCAAAUUGGAUUUUCUCGAAAGAAAUUGGUUCAGAAUUCACAAAGAAUUAUUUAUGGGAAAUUUUACAUUUGACUAUCAAAAAGAUGAAUAGACAUGUAACAAAGUUGACUGGUGAACUGACAGAGGCGAGGGAAAAAUUGGCAAGAGCAGAGGAAUCAAGCGAUAGCGAGAGCGAUGAAGAGAAAAAGAAACAGGAAGAUGCAGAAAAACCCUCCGAAGAAAUGGUGGAGCGAAUGGAAGAAAAAUUAGAGGCAGCACAAGCGGAUCAAAAGAAUCUAUUUUUAAUCAUCUUCCAAAGAUUUAUCAUGAUCCUCUCCGAACAUCUGGUCCGCUGCGAUACUGACGGAAAAGAUUAUAAUACCCAUUGGUAUAAAUGGACCAUUGGAAGAUUGCAACAAGUCUUUUUGGCGCAUCACGAACAAGUGCAAAAGUACAGUUCUACUUUAGAAACUCUACUAUUCACUCAAGAUUUGGACCCUCACAUUCUGGAGAUUUUCCAACAGUUUGUCUCACUACAAGGUUAAACCAUUUCUGGGGUAUGGUAAUACAUUAAAUUUUAAUGGAAUUUAUAUAGAGUUACGAAAAUAUAGUUCUACUGUAAUAAAAUUAUUUGUUGACGGUGUAAACGUAAUACGGUAAACACUUCAGCUUUAGAGAAUUUAAAAAAUAUAAAAAAAAUAGUUUAUUUUGGUUUUAAAACUAUACAUUUUAUCUGCCUGCUUAAUUGAUAAGUAUGUGAUUUUAGAGUUCUGCAACCAAAAUUUGUCAUGUUACACACGUCGCCGUCUUUUUUACAAGAAAUAUAUUUUUAAUUACUAUUGGAUUAGUUUAAGAAACUGGUAUGUCCAAAUACCGGUCUUACAAUUAUGUUUUACGGUAAACAUGUAAUAACUAUUAAUAGAGUUGUUUGUAAUAAGAA